Molecule: messenger RNA, 22567 nt
Organism: Xyrichtys novacula (pearly razorfish)
Lineage: Eukaryota; Metazoa; Chordata; Actinopteri; Labriformes; Labridae
Source: the annotation of a GenBank genome assembly
UGGGCCCAAGUAAGUGCUGCACUGAAGCUCCAGGGUCAGUUGUUGCUGUUGAAGUUUAUAGUUCAGUAACCUGAGAGCUAAAACUGCUUGCAAACAACUCGUUUUACUCAUUUAAUACCAGUUAAGCUUUAGUUUUAUCCACUAUUGCUUUUGCUGUGUUUUGCUGAUGCUGAUUCACAACUUGACUAAGGGGGGAUCUGUGAGGGGGGUCACAAUAUCAAUCAAUAGUAUAAGUAAUUUUAUGAGUACUUCCUCAUUUAAAAGAUUGUCCAAUUUGCCUUUUCACGUGUUCUGCCAUCAGUCCUGCAUCUGUGGACACUUGCUGGCGUCAGCAAUAUUUGUUCAGAGCAGUUUGUUAAAAAUAAAGAAAACAUUUUAUUCUAUUUAAUUUACAUAGUUUUAUUUAAUUGAACGUGCAGGGCAGAAAAUAUGCAGUUCCGCAAUCUGUGUGGCUUUCACUCAUGGUGUCUGGACUCCUAUGGGUUCUUCUUAGCUGUUUCCUAGCAGACCUUUUCUAUAUCUGGUCGUCCUGAUGCUGCAUUCUUCGUGUUAUAUAGCUGUACUCUGACCUGAGUUAGUCUGCACAGAUUUAGACUUUUUCACUUGCAAUUGCUGCGAUGAGAGAUAAGAUGUGCCAAAUGCCACAAAGGAAAUUCUCAACCCUAUGUAGGAUUUUUUCCUCUCUCAAAUACUCAUGAAUUUAGUAAGUGAUACAACUUCUGCUUGGUGCAUAACGCGUGUAGUAACUUCACUAUGGGGCUGUUUACACAAUGGCUGGUGGUCCUCACUCAUCAAUGAGUGGGCAAAAUUAGACAUGGGAGCCAGUCAGUGCGAGUAAAACUGUAAUUGACACGGGAUAAAACCAAUGGAUUGUGUUAGGAUUGGAGUCUCAGAGUUGUAUUGGUCACGCUCCUGGACCAACCCUUAUUUGCUAAACCAAUUAACAGAAGUCGGAGUUGAUUGCCUGCGUCUACGACCAAUCAUGGGCUUUGAUUUUAUAACAGGCGGGUCUUUAUGAUGAAGGGGUGGAGUGUCCGAGGUCAUUCAGUCCCUCUCCAAUUCACUCUAUCGGCGUGUGUUUGUGGGGACGGGUAGCAGGAGUAAGGAGUCGCCGGGCGGUAGCGCACCUCGAACGCCUUUUGGGAAAGACACACCAGUGAAAAUUGCACCACAGACUGAAGAAACCAUCCCCGGUGGCGACUUGUGGGAAAUUAUUCAACGUAACGUCUGCGCCAUACGCUUAACCAACAAACGCAACCAGGCUAUCAAAUGCUAGCCAGCUAGCAUCCCUGAAAACUGUCGGGAUUGAAGGUGUUGAUAGCUAGCCUCCCAGCUAAUUAUCCAUCAGUUAGCGUCCUCCAGCGGCAGCACUAUUAGCUCCCCUUCCCUCCUCGCGCACGUUGAGACCUUUCCAUCGCUCGUGGCGGUUUCAUACAGCUCGCGAGCUUCAAAUUCUCCGUUCAGGCAGAAAAACAGGGUCCGGAGCUUCAAACGAGCCACAGCUGGAGACAGCGUCUGCGCUGCUUUAGUUGACACCAUCACACCCAUCUCCCCAACCCCUUCUCCUCUGCCCCUCUUCCUCCACCCGAAACACUGGAAAUCCACAAGCGGCCGGAUAGCGGCGAAGGGCCGGCGAAGCUGGGGGUGGUAACGUUACCGGACUCGCACGGAGUCGUAACGGCUACAGACAAGCUCAGCCGUGGGGAGCUACCGACAGCGAUGGACGGACUGGCCGUGGAAGUUCGCGGUUCGAAUGGGGCCUUCUACAAGGUAACCAGGUUACUUACUGUCGUAGUUCGUAGGUGUCCCGGCUAAAAGUUUAGUUUCAGGAAUAAAAUACAGUUACGGUUCUUUGCUCUUAUCCCAGGCCUAGUUGGCCCUUACUUUCCUAACGCUUGCUAACGUCCAGUUUGUAAAAGCACCAUGGUUAUGUCUUCUAUCAGGACUGGCCAUUGUGGGGUGGGCAGCUAGCUCCAGCUAGCUGAUAAGCUAGGUGCACUUGUCAUCAAGAUAUGGAGUCUGUAUUUUGACUUUUUCAGCAAGUAUCAAUAUCGACGUAAGGCACACCACGAGACACAAGUAUAUCAAUUGUUGACAUAAAUCUGUGUUUCUCCCGACAAAAUCCUUAGAUAAGAUGAUGGGAUGAGCUGCUCAACAGACAGCUGUUUUGCAGUUAUUGCGCACAAGUAUGAUGAGAUGCUACAUCAAAGCUGAUUUAUUUACCGGAUCUCCUGGCCCAUGUUUUUGCCAACACAACCUAAAAUGGUCUACUAUUUAGACUAGAAAGAAAGAAGUGUUUUGGUUUCUGUUUCAUUUCUGCCCCAUUUUCAAAAGAAAGUGUACUUUCAUAUCCAGACACAUGACUUGGAGUUUUUGUUGAUGCUGUGUCACAGCUACAUCACUGUUGAGAUAGCAACUCUGUAACUCCAAGAGAUGUUUUUAUAUAUAUUUCAGAGAUGAAUAUCAAAUUAUAAUAUUGAGUGUCAAUCUUAAACAAGAGUGGAGUUUCAGAUUAUAAAGUAAACCGUUUGAGUAAUCCCAGGGUGAGACUACAGGCAUGUCUCAACAGCAAAUUCAAAAAAGUCACAUAAGUAGUACUUGAAAGGGAUUCCAUAUGUGUACAUAGAGAAAUACUAUAAUGCCUAAAAUGUAAUAAUACUUUAACAAAAUUAAUGCUCUUGACUCCUUAUGGUGAAAAUACAGUUUGAAUAUGAAUCUCUUCAUGAGUCAGUUCCACAGAUUUGAAUCCAAGUAAUUCUGGAGUUUCUGUCUUGGUUUGGGAUUUUCAUAGAAAUAAAUCAAGCUGGUAUAGAUCAUUCCAACUUGAAGAGAAAAACUGAUUCCUGUAGAAAGAUCUAAAAGUUUGAUAAAGUUGUUAAUUUCAUUGACUGUAGUGAUAACACAUUUACUUCUCCACAUGCUCGCCUUCUCUGCUCUUUCUUCAGCUGGUCAACCCUGCCACAUGGUGGUUCAGAGAUGAGCCUAUAUUUACUCCCCUCAUGCUGCUUCACCUGUUGUUCUGUUUUACAGGGUGACAGUUUAGCUCUGGCGUCAAUGAAUGCUUUCCACCCAUGUCUAUCAUGGCCAUUAUCUCAUGGCUCUCAUUUUGAGGAUGAGACGAACACUCAAUGUGUCAGAGUCAUUCUUAACAUCAUAUCACGGCAGAUUAGUUGUUCUUGAUGAGGGAUCACCUCAAGCAUAAAGCAUUAGUAUUUUUUCCCUUUUUGUGACUGACAUACUGGGUAAUAGAUUUAAGGUUUUUCUUCUUUUAAAAAAAAACUAAAAACCUCAUCAUGUUAUGUGUCAAGCUGAAACAUUUAGUUUUUGCUUUUAAAACAUGAACAGGAACUGUAUUUAUGUACCUGUCAGAGCAAUGCACCAGCAUUCUGACAGUAAAUUUCUGGCCAACACAAUGGCAGGAGAAUGACAUUUUAUUGGUUUUAAAGUCUGCUUCUUCCUCAGCAGUGAGCCCAAACCAGAAAAGCUUAUGAAAACCUACAGGACCACUCAAACCUGCUAUUUGGAUUGAUUCUCUACACAACUGGAGUACUCAAAAAAAAAAAAAAAAUUGCAGGGAUUCACGAUUGAGUUUUUGUACAAAAAUGUCUCGUGCAUACCCAGUGGAUUUAUCUGAACACCACAAGUGAUUUUGUGACAAAGCCAGACCUACAACUUCUUCAUUCAACCCAUUCUCGUGACACCUUGGUUGUCACUCAGGUCUUCAUGUGCCUUCAAGGCUGAUGCUACGUCACAGCUGUUGCCUGUGACCCUAGUCUGCCCCCCGUUUUUCCACUAGUCAUGCCGUGCUAGAAAGAGGGCUUGCCUGCCUCUUGACCUGGUAGUACUAGGUGGAAGCAACUCCUAAUCUGACAUAACAUGGUAUGCAGCUGCCACCAAGUGUAACCAUUGGAAAUUAUAGGAUGGGGACCUGUAGUCAUUGCUGACAAUUUCUUCUAAAGCAAGCCAGAUCUUGUAGAAUUUGACAUAAAUUUUGCAUCAAUGUAUUGAUUGAAAAUCUAAGUUACAGCCAAGAGUUGGUUGCUUCAGGCAGUAUUUCUUAAAAUCUUUAGAGAUUUGUUCCUACUCUGAAAUUUAUUUGACUAAAAUGAGCCAGCUCAGAAAUGGGUAUUUUUGUGGUGGGCCAGUGCACCUAGUGGCUGUUCGAUCUCCUUCUUUUCCUAAAGUUUUCAGAACUAUUAAGAGUCUUGAUACAUCAGUGUGUUGCAGAUUUCAUCAAAUAGUUAAGUUGUUGCCUUUUAAUGAUGGUGGAUUUAAUUUCAGUUAAAACAGUGGUUAUCUAACAAAGCUGCACCAAUUAUUACUUAAAAGCAACCAUGUGAUUAAAAGAUAAGGGCAGCUAUAGACCCCUCUCCCCACAAUACAGAAGAGCAAAAAUCCAUUAUAGGAUUUAAAAUCAGCAUUUAGAUAUUUUGAUAAGGUAUUUUUAGUAAUUUUUGUUAAUUAAGAUGACAAAUAAGGUAUUUGUUUUAACUCUGCAACUAAACAUUGACCUACUCCAGUUUGAGAAAUACGAUCUCAAAGGGUGUAAAUAUACUGUAGUGUCUUCCUCAGGCUUGGAACUGUAGCUAAUUAAUGCAAUGCAUAGACAGCACCUUCUCAGCAGGUGAAACCACACAUAUCUACCCCCACACAUGCUUGCAAAUGAAGCCUGACUUCUCUGUCCCAUAUACGGUUACGUGUUGCACUGAGAGACCAGCCACACCCACCACUUUCCUCUCGUCUUGUGGUUGCUCAGAGCAGGGGAGGGGUUGCUGGUCAAAGUUUAGGGCCCUGUGACAGAUUUGUGGAUGGUCUUGAUGGACGAGUAACAAGUUGAGGUGACCUUUCUUUUAAUGGCUGUCACUGGGAUAUCACAUCAUACACAUAAUGUCUGUAUAAGCUUGACUGAGUGAGGGACUGCCAUCCCAUCCGCAUACAUGAGCCUUCUCGUACAACUAUACUGUCAACCACUUAACAUACACACUGAGAGCUAAUGUAGUUUAAUUCUGUAUGUAUGUGUGCGAGAGAGAGAGAGGGAGAGAUUUCCAGGCUGUCUGUCCUGUCAGGAGGAGUCAGUGUUCCUCAUCACUCUAUCCAGAACUGAAUUCACAGCCAGAGAAUUGUGUCAGCAGUGUGAUGUCUUGACUUCCAAAAAAACCCGAGAUGCUCUUUUUUUCCAGCAGCAACAGUCACAGUAUUUGGUCUCGCCCGGCUGUGUGUGUUGUUUACAUGCAGACUCAAACGCUCCCAGCCCCACCCCUCAUCACUGUCUGCUACUUGUGCAUUCAUGAGUGUAAAAAUCCUUCUCUCUCUCUGCUUUUUCUUUUUAGGGUUACAUCAAAGAUGUCCAUGAAGACUCUGUUACAAUCGUCUUUGAAAACAAGUAAGUGUGCUCUCCUGUUUAGCUCCCCUUCUGUGUCGGCUUUAUGGUAAGGGUGCAUGUGGGGGAAUUAAGCUUGAACUGGGGCAAUUAAGAGGAACAGCAACUGCUGAAGGUUCAACCCAAACCAUCCUCCCUAGCACCUGUGUUUGGCGUGCAGCUGUUCGUUCAUGUCUCUGACAGUUUUUUACCUCCUGUUCUGACCCCUCCUGCCCUUGCCAUCCUGAUAGCUUGCUUUCGUAUACUCCUAGUCCCACCCACUGUCCUUUUCCAACUCUCCCCCUCCCACCCAUCUCUCUGGUCCCUUUUUAUCUACUUGGCUCAGAGUGUAGAUCAGGGUGCCCCUAAAAAUAGUGGUACAAGGUAUGUAGGGUGGGAGGGAGAGUGGAGUGUGAGUGCAAUUUUGGGACGAUUCUUACUCCCCCUCUUCUUUGACUUUCUCUGAGCACAUGGAGGUGUUAAGAGCAGCUGACAGUGUUAAAUGAAUGACCAUCUUAUUUUGUGAAAUUCUAAUGAUAUUCAUCAAACAUGAAAAAUUCCUUUGACAUGUUAGAUUUAUAAUAUGCUUUAGGUUUGAACAUGGCUGGUUUUCAUUUAGGUUUUCAGUGUGAUUAUCUCGGGUUUCACCUUUGCAGACCAUUUACUGAACCUUAUGGCGCUUUAUGUGCUGAGACAUCUUACAAUGAACACGGUCACCCACUGUCCAGACACAGUUCUUCUGAAGUUCCUCAUUAAACUUAAUGAGCCAUUUUAAUUCUUAUAUUCAUUAUGUCAGUUAAUGUGAGCAGUGCCUGGGCUAUUUACCCGUCAUUUCUCUGCAUCAGUGAAAAGGAACUUUUUGUGCACUGUUACAUCUGUGCAGUUGUACAGGGGUGGAUGGAAACUAAAGUCGUUUACUCAUGAUGUUGUAAUUGAGUAACUUUUCUGUCUACUUGUCUUUUUUAGAAGUUUUAGGGUGGGAAAUAGGCCCAAAAGUACAUAUCACAAUGUCAAAAGAAUCUGAAUUUUAUCAUAAUUUUUCACUUUUGUUCUUGAGGUUAUUUUGCAAGUUACUGAUCAGUACAACCAAACUGAUUUCCCUGUUUAAUAAUAAAGUCUUCAAGAAAGUAAGAGUACACACAAUACAGGCUAAAGUAUCUCACUGAUCAGAUUUAUUCUGUGUGUGCAAUUUGAGCAGCCCAGUGGUCAAGUACAGCUAACAUUAAACAAGAAUGCUGGUAUAAAGAAGACUUCAGGAACUCUCAGACAUUGUUCCUAAAUUCAUUAACUAACGAUGUUCAGUCAUAGAACACUCAAGAUUACGCUCGCUUAAAGAAAAGCUAGCUUUUUAAGCUUGUACAUCAGUCUCCUUACAUAACCAUUGAUCUCAAUGAUACACACCUCGGAUUACUGUAUGAGUUCUAUCAUAAGGUUUAACACACCAUCAGUCCAUGAUCUAAUGAAAACAUAUGAAGGUAGAAGUUAGGGAAAGUGAGAAGAGAAUAAAUCCAUUGAUCAUCAUCAAGAAAUGAUCAACAAAUCAAGCCUGAACUCAAACACCUACGAAACCAUACAGAAGAGUAUCCACACAGGCUGAAUUUAUAUUGGAGUUUAACCCUUUGUUUCUAAGCACACAGUUUAUUCUGCAUGAUUCAUGUCUGACAGGAGAGAACAUAUAAAACAUAAUCUUAACCAUAUUUUAAACUACUUAAACUUGAAUUAUUUUUUCAAAUAAUAAGUGUUAUUCAGUAUUUCAGUAUGCGACAACUAUUUUUUUUAGAUGAGCUAAGAUAAGAUAUACCUUUUAUUUGCCCCACAGGGGGAAAUUCCAAAAACUCACAAAACAAAAUAGAGAACAAAAGAUGCAAACGAAAUAGAAAAAAAGAGAAGAAAAACUCCUUAGAGUUUGCAGAGCUGCUGUAAAAGGCUGCCACUCAUCCAGCGCUGGAAGUGAAGAGAGUGAAGAUAGAGUAAAGCCCUGUCUUUGUGUUUACCAGCUGUGCAGUACACUGCAAAUAACUCCUAUAAAGUUGGAUCUUCAAACACAGCUUAACAACGAAGGAGACCAUUCAUGGGGUUCAUGUGCUGAGCAUUGUAACUGAUGUCAUACAUUGCAGGCUUAUGCUUGCAAACAAACACAUGCUGACAAUAUAAUGUGCCAAUACCACAAUCUGUCUGUAUUUGCAGGUGGUAGACAUAUUCUAAUCCCUCACAAUCUUGAUGAUAAUGUCCUUUUUGAUACCCCUGACCGUACUAUUACUUAUUUAUUUUCUGUUUAAGUUUUUCACUUCACUACAUUUUACAAAACAUAAGCAAAAAAAAGCAAAACAGAGGCAAACAUUUGAAAAACCAAGCCAGCUGAUUUGCUGAGGUCUAUCACCCGACAGUUAAGUGAGCUCAACGGUCACAUAGAGGAAGAAUACACAUUCUGGCUCUAACAUCACAACAAUGACGUUGGAGGUAUAUUAAUAGAUACAAUAAGUAAUUUUACUACAGUAGGUUCACAAGAGUUGAAUAUUUUCCAACUCUUUCCACUCCUGCCAUUACAUUCAUUUUUAACCUGUGAGAUUGUUGAUAAGCCAACAAGUGCUUGUGUCUGUGUCGUCCUUCCACAGCUGGCAGCCAGAGAGACAGUUGCCCUUCAGUGACGUGCGGUUGCCUCCUCCAGCCGACUACAACAAGGAUAUUGGUGAAGGAGAGGAGGUGGAGGUAAGGCCUUCUGCCCUGACCACUCAGUUAUUUUCAACAUUUUAACCCAAAUAUCAUGUAAUGCUCUUAUUUUUUUAUUACACAUGAGCUGCACAGUUUGGGCUUGAAAUCGAAACCGAAUUUCACAACAUGUUCAGAAUUUUAGUCAAUGUUGCGACCGUAUUUUAAGCAGCUUCUUUCACUCUCACCUGCUUGCUGCUGCUGAGAGAAUAGAGUAGAUGAGUUAAGAUAUUUGCCACAGACUUUGAACAAACUUUACAGAGACUGUGGUUUGUACCUGAUGAGUCAACAAAUGAAGCACUUUCACAUGACUGAGGAGACUUUAAACAAGCUCCUCCAUUAUUUUUCAACAUCCACCACAUGUGAACAUGUAAGCAUUUAAUUUAUGCGUGAAAAAAGUCAGUAGCCCAGCGUUUUCAUCCCAAUUAUCUGGGUUUAUUAAGGAAAAUUGUUUGAAUUUGUUACAGUUGUCAUGAAUAGCUGUUUAAAUUUCAUUCACUGCUCAGCACUACUCUGCAUUUCAUCAGAUUAACUCUUUAUCUGUAUCAGCUGUUUUUAAUCACUUACUAUCACGUUACACCAGCCAAAGCUGUCUCAGGCAAAAAUGUUAUGAGGUACUUAACAUUUUUUAACUGUCUGUGAAAUAUUGAAUAAUUUUUUAACUACAUAUGUGGAAUAAUGUCCAUCUCACAACAGCGCUUCGUCGUAUGAAGGAUGGGCAGGAUUCCAUUUAUGACUCAGUAUAGAUCAUAAAUACCAAUAGCUUGCUGGAGAUGCAGCCAAGCCCACAUUUACUGUCAACACAUCUUCCUCUCCAAAACAAACUGUCUGGGCCGAGUUAAUGAGUGUAAUAAUUCUAUUUUCUCUGACUCAGCCGUAAUUCACAAUGUGCCUUUCUUCAGGUAUACUCCAGGGCCAACGAACAGGAGCCAUGUGGCUGGUGGCUGGCCCGGGUCAGAAUGAUGAAGGGAGAGGUGAGUUUGAGUGUUGGACUACUGCUGCGCUUAGCGUAACAUCAGCUGCUUUGUGUUCAUGCUGUAUUUGUCGAGUUGUCAUUUUUACACAAACCCAUAUCUGUCUACUGUUUGCCUUUUGUCAUUUUAACAGUGUUAAUUUUGACAACCACUUUGAUUUUAGCUUAGUUUAGUUUGAGUCAUUUUGGGGUGUACAUAGAAUCUGCAACGUUUUUGUCCUCCUCUUGUAUCCCUGAGAUGAGCAGUUGUACAGUGCAAAGAUCUGUAAAGGGUUACAAAGGAAAAAAAAACAUUGAGCAUGUUUACAUGACACUCGAGAAAACCGAAGUACUGCCUUACUCCGAUUAAGACCAGUCAACUGAGGCGCAUGUAAACACCUUAGUCCGACAAUAAUCGGAGUUUGAGAACUCUGAUUGGAGUGGGCGAACUCCGAUUAAGACACCCAGAUAAUGCAAUUGGAAUUCAAUUUUCUCUACCAUGUAACCAGCGUAGUCAGAGUAUGAUCGGACAAUGCAUGUGCGCGUACGCCACGCCCCGUAACCCCGAAACAAAAACACCAGAGAAGAGGAGUAGCGUGCUCCUCAUCUGCAGAAAAAGUAGAGCUUACAUCAUGUACAACAAAAACAACGCUGUACGAUGCUCCAUCUUCCUGCUUGAAAAUGCCCAGCAGCAGUUGUAGCCACUUCUGAUGUCUGGCACUGACCUGCUGUUGUUGUUGAUAGUUGUAUGGGAUCAGAAACCGCGCCGCUGAAAAGACCCAUAUCGCCUCUUAGUUUUGGGGAGGAGGACACGUUCAUGUUAAUAAUUCAAUUUUCUCAGCUGCAUGUAUACGCGAGAGAAGUCCGAUUUGGCAAAAAUAAACGAAUUAUGAGCUCAGUCCGAUUAAGCUGUGCAUGUAAACGCACUGGUUAAUGUACCUGGUUGUCCAGAUCAGAACCCACUGGUCCCUCUAAGAGAACAUUAUCACCAGACAUCUUGCUAUUGUUUCCAUUGACAGUUUGUUUAACAUCAACAUUGCUGUCUGUAUUUUAUCAUGAAAAGUGAGGAGUCAACUUACACUGGACACUAUUGUGAUCAUAUUAACAGCAUUCUAGAAAAGUAAACAGGUAAAGAUAAAUGAGUUUUUAAUAACCGACAUCUGUGAUUGAAUUGACAAAAAAAAGAAAAACAAGUUUAACUAUGGUGUUUGAUUUUUUUUCUCCUUUUGGAAAUUACACACAAUCUAUCUGACAAAAAAAAGUUGCACAAAAACUUGCACCUCCCAGACAACCACUCUUCAAUCGACUAUCACAGCACUCAAAGGGAUAACCCCCUCAUGUCAGCGGCACCAAAUCAGCCUUUUUAAUGUGAGAAACAUUAUUAAGUAGAAACAGAUCAUCAGACAACAACCAGUGAAACAUGGUGUGCUGUGUAGCUGACGCUUGUUUAUACACAUUUCUGUUUGGGCAGUGUUUCUGAGCAAACUUGAAACUUUGAGGUUUUUCACAUAGAAAAGAAGUUCCUAGAAGAGGUGGUGUGACUUGAAUAAAUACCUUGAGCACAUCCUGCUCAUUCUGGCAGCACAUGUUUUGCCUUUGUGUUUUUUUAAAUCCGCUUUCUGCCUCAGCCUGUCUUAAUUAAUUCAAACAUCACAGUGACACAAAAGCUUAUUUAAAAGCACAACAUGUUGCUGUUGUUGUCUCAUGAAGCAAAAUACAAUUAAGACUGCUAUGUUUUUUAAUCCGGCCUAAUUUUCCUAAUCUUCCCAGUGCUUCAGAUGUGGUGGAAACAGCAGUAUGCGGGAGAUGCGUUGGUUCUUUUGUUUUAGCUCCAUAGACCUACAUUUUCUAUGGCUGUUUGUUUUGGGGUUUUUUUGUCUAAAAGGGGCUCAUCAUAUAGAGAAAAUUGUACUUUUUGUUGGAAAAAAACCCCCAGCUCGGCUCGCUUGCUCUGUAUCCGAGUAUUUAAUGAUGAGCAAUAAUCCUUCACUUUGCCUCAGUGUUCUGUUGUAUUGCCAGGAAGUUUUUUCUAUUGAGUUGAGUGCUUCUGUAUGUAAAGUGAAUUCAGGCCUGUAGUAAGAAACCCAUUCUAUGGUGAUGAGCUCCGAGUCGGUAUGUCGUGAUAUGGUCUGACACACCCCUUACUUUUUCUUGUCACCAGCUGCUGCCAGAAUUGUAGCUCACCUACUUUGGUUUCCCACUUUUUACAAUAUUCUACUUAUCUUUCUCACCAGCAUGAUCUGCAGGUUGAAUAGUGGGUCAGUGGGAUAUGGAAAGGACAGCUUUGUCGUGCUACUGUGCCAGGGGAGGCGCUGCUCGUAUAGUGCUGUUAUUUGGAGCAGCCUGAUAAGAGCCAGCAGGAAUGUCUAGCAUUGACUGAUGGCUUUAAUUCUGUCCUUUGAGCAUGGAGUGUGCAGCGCUCAUCUCUUCUUCCCCCUCUUUCGAGUCCCCUUUUAUUUUCUACAUUCCACCGUUUUUCUCUGCACCUCUCUCCUUUGUAAUGAGAAGUGUCAUUUCUUAAUUUGAGGGCACACAUGAACUAAUCUUCAUCCUGACGGCUAAUUUAUCAUGAUGAUGGAUUUAAAUACAGCUGCUCUGCUCUGUUUCUGUCUUGAUUGUGUUUUUAAAAUUCACAUCAGUUAUCUGAAGUGUCUCUUCAUGACUUUUUCUGAGUCACCAGCCAUUGUUGUCAUAUUUUUGUUCCCAUCAUUAAAAACCUGUGUCUUUUCUGCUGUUUGUUUUAGUUCUAUGUGAUUGAAUACGCAGCAUGCGACGCCACAUACAACGAGAUUGUCACAGCUGAGCGCAUCAGGCCCCUGAACCCAAACAGCCCUUCCUCUCGGAACUCCUUCUACAAAGUCCCCAUCCCUGUCCCAGAAGACCUGAGGGACAUGUGAGUGAUGAUGCGCUGUUAUUUUUUCAGCUGCAUUAGAGAUAACAGGGACACACUAGGCUGAAGGCCUGCUAUUGGCCAGCCGCAGGGGAAAAUAAACAGUUAAAACCUACAAUGACAAUGUAUUUUCCUAAGUGUGUGAAUGGUUAAUUGAAUAUGUGUUUAAUAAGGGUUUUCUUUGAUUUAUGUUACAAUGACCCUCUGCUGCCAAAUGAAUAACAAAGCUGCCUCUCCUGUGGAUUGUUUUCUUAUCAACAGCUGUGCAAAUGACAACAUUCACAAAGACUUCAGGAAAGCUAUCGGAGCGAACUGCAUCUUCUACAGUGCCCAAACACAUGAACUCAUUGUGCUGGUUAGUGCUCGUAACACACACUUCUGCUCACCUCAUGAACACGCCAAUAGCCUUGUUAUAUAUUCACAGAUGGGGGAGCAACACAAAGGAGCUAGAGUAUCUCUUGAAGAGAAAUCUCAAUGGAUUUUUGCAGAGCUUUUGUCUGGUUUGAUUUGGACCCAGCUCAUGCUCAGUAUCUGACUCUUGUCCUCAGAAAGUCAGUUCCAAAAAUUUGUGCUGUAAAAUGUAAAUUAAAAACAGAUUUAGAUGGUUUGCAGGUCACUUAAAUGAAUUAAGAAUAGUUUAAAAACACCUCAUGUAAUGUUGAAAGUGAGAGUUUUAAUUGUUUUAAAGACAUAUUCUAAUUUUAAAGCUUCUAUGAGGAGCCUGGCGAGCACCCCUGAUAGAACAAGGAUACAAGAGUUCCUAUGGCAUAGCUAGCUUGCACAUCUGUAAAGACUCCAUUGAACAAUAUCUAUAGGUUUAGGACCAACAUCUGCCACCAUACAGACAAAGACUUUUUUAGGGAAGACUGUCAUAUUUCAGAAAGAUAAGGACAAACCACAUUUGCAGAUAUAACAGCCCAACUUGGUAGUAGAAGAGUCCAGGUACUAAACUGUCUUGCUUGUAACGCUUUUUUGUGUAUCAUUAAAUAAAACCCCUGCACUGUUGAGAAGUCCUCCAUCAGGCAAGAACAAGACAACAUGUCACUUCUUAAACUCCAGAAACUGGUCUCCUUGCUCCCCAAACGUCACUAGAGUGUUGUAAAUCGAACGUAUGAUAAGAUUAGAUGAUAAACAUGCAGCUGAACCAACUUUUUUGGAAGCUUUUGCUGGCUUUUUAUUUUAAAUGAUCAUGCAUCCGUCAUAAACUGGUAUUAGUACUCCAUUUUUAUCAACGUUAUAAAUAAUAUUCCAGCUGUUUUGGAUUGGAGGUUGUAUAAAAAGAUCUAACCCCCCCCUUUUCAUGAAUUCAGUGUGAUAAGUCAGAUUUGUAACUCUGUCCCUCCUUCGCUAUUCUUUGCAGUCAACAAAUGAAACCACAGUAAAGCGUGCGACUCUCCUGAGCGACAUGCAUUUCCGCAGCAUCCGAACCAAACUCAUGCUAAUGUCCCGCAACGAAGAAGCCACCAAACAUUUGGAGGUAAACACACUCUUUAACAUCCUAAAGUUGUACAAGUCUUGAAUUAAGUUUGUGUGGACAUAACUGCACACCAACCACUCGUGUGUUUUCUUACCCAGACAAGUAAGCAGUUAGCCUCUGCAUACCAGGAAGUGGUGAAGGUCAGGGAGGACCUCAUGGGCCUUGCCAUCGGCUCUCACGGUGCCAACAUCCAGCAGGCAAGGAAGGUGCCUGGUGUCACAGCCAUCGAACUAGAGGAGGAGAGCUGCACAUUCAGGAUCUAUGGAGAGGUACAAAAAAAAACUCCAUGAGCUUGUGUGGUUGUUCUCUAUUCAUCAGUCCUUGGAUAAAUGUGCUCAGGUGUUAUGUGGUCUUGUAUUUGUGUUGUGUUACAGACCCCAGAGGCAGUUAAACAGGCAAGAGAAUAUCUUGAGUUCAAAGAAGACUACUUUCAGGUACCCAGGAACCUUGUAGGUGAGUGAGCUACAAAGCAUUUAUGAAUGAGCUCAUACUGUGUAGGACAGACUCCCACUUCAUGGCCACAGCAUAUAUACAGACUACAAAGACAGUAUUUCAACCUUCUUGUCUCCCUGUCCUUCUCAGGCAAAGUAAUCGGCAAGAGCGGCAAAGUCAUCCAGGAAAUUGUGGACAAGUCAGGCGUGGUGCGUGUCCGGAUCGAGGGAGACAACGACAAAAAGCUUCCCCGGGAGGAGGUAGGCAGGCAGGGGGCAGGCAGGGACGACACUGCCAACAGCAAAGAGGUGAAUGGACCGUUCAGCUGGGUCUCCCAGCCCUCGAUAAACCCCCCUCACGCUCUCUUUUUGCUUUCCAAAAAAGCAAAGCUUCUUAGUUGCAGAGUGUAUAUGUCCUGUGUGUCGUCUGCUUUGACACUGUUCCAUCCUGCUGGUUCUGUCUCUGUUGUUUUGUCACAAGCACUUGUGUUUACUGCUACCAAUACACACAGCACACACUACAGCAUUAACCAGUUCUAUUGGCCAUGUGUGGGCAUUUAGUUGUGCUAGGUCUCUGAUGGGUUGGUAUGUUUGUUUUCAUACGACUUUCUACCCACUUUGUCAAGAAGUGGUCUGUUAUUCACUGAGAAUUUGUAUCUGUGUGUCAGUUCAGAGCUGUGUCCAGGUCACUGAUAUUUCCCCAACAAAGGGGAUGAGCAUUUUAAGUGAUAAUUGUGUAUUCAAUAAAAACACUCAACUCUGUGUCUCCCCUUCUGUGCCUCAUCAGGGCAUGGUACCCUUUGUUUUUGUGGGAACUAAAGAGAACAUCAGCAAUGCCCAGGCUCUGUUGGAGUACCACGUGUCCUAUCUCCAGGUAAGUUAAUCUUUCAUGUUCACCAGGAGAUGGCAGCACUGGCCUCUCCUCUGUUUCUGUCAAUUAAAAAAGAAAAAAAAAGAAAAAACACAAGGUCUUUUUCUAACCGCAUUUUAGCCUUCAUUGUUUUCCAUGAAUUUGAAUUGAUGAAAAUCUUUCCUCUUUGAAUAUCUGGUAACUUAGCUGAGGAGGUGUUUCUCUCAGAAGCACAGAUCCUUUAUGUGUGGGGUAGGGUGAGGUUGGGGAGUGUGGGUGUAUGUGCUGGGGCUUCUCAUAUUGGUCACCUGUCUCUCUCCUGUCCCAGCGCUUGAUGAGGAAAGCUGCUGAGAGCACCUCAUUUUGCCCUUACCUCAUGUGCUUUUAUAAAUAGCUCCUCUCUAUGGGAUGGGGUGAAAGGUAUGCUGGAGUUUAGAUUACCAGCUAUCUGGACCCUCAGCCAUCCAGAAAUAACGUCAGACACCCCCCCACCCCCACCCCCUCCCCCUCCACUGCCUCACUUCCUUCACACCCCUCCUGAGGUUCAGCUGUUGUUGGUGGAGGCAGCUGUCACUGCAAAGUGAGACCCCACGACUCUCCCAAAUCAGUCACCAAUAAACAGGCAGAGAAACUGCCGUCACUGCAAGAUUUCAGGUCCCACCUCCCCCCCCCAGGCACAUGGCACACAAGGCUUAAGUGAAAGAUUUUACCCUGAAGACAAACAGUAUUUGAAAGGAUUUUAUUGAAUUGUAGGCUGCAUGAUACUGUCUCUGACACUCUCUUGGCUCUGACUUUGUGUUGGUUUGAGUUAGGUUGUCAUAGAGGUAGAGUAAUGGUCCAGGGGAUCCCCAGAGGAACGACACUGCAAGCCAUCAUGAUACCUUUUAACUCUGAUAUGAUGGAAUGAUAUUGACAUGAUAUCACAGGCCCGAUAUGACAAAGCCAGUGUAACUUCACCCAUCAGUUUGGAGAAGGCAUAGUAGUAGCUGUGGAUGUUAAUGCCCUCAAGUGUUUUUGGAGCCAGAGUCAACCAUAUGUGAAGCUGAUAGGUCAUUGUAGUUUGACUUUAACUGAGACAAAUCUAUUUGGUAAGAUUCAAGUUUUUUGCAGUGUAGAAAUUAUCCAGUCAACUGGUUGUCAAGUAGUUGCUGGAAAGUGUGUAUGUUUUUUAUUGAUAUUAUACUCAGUAACUUAUGCUAUGUCAAAUGUACAUCGGAGAACAAUACUUUCAAUGAAAUUGUCAUCCUAAAAGUAUAAUGAAACCAUAAUGCAACUCAAAUACAGGGGGGAGGGGGUGUUCUUCUUGACUCUGAAAGAGGCUAUGCCCACUUCUGGAUUGAUGUCUCCAUACAAUAUGUUAUAAUUGCGUACUGAAAGCAUUCUUAGUCAAAAGGGUCGAAUUUAGGGUCUCUGAGGUAAUCCAGUUUUGCAUCUGUGAAUCAUUGUGACUGAGGAAACGGUGAGCCAACAAACGGACUGUGAAGGUUUUUCAGCUCUUCUCAUAGCUCACAAUGGGGUAUUCAUUCGGUCUGUUUUAUAAGAGAUUGAAAAGUCAGGGGAUCAUGUCCAUCUUCAGUUUUUCCAUUCAAGGCUCAACAAGCAUGUUUUGAUUUAGAAAGAAGAAAAGGUAAAAUAGGAAGUGAGAAUUGGUGACUGCUGUAAGGAGAAAACAUUCAUAUGCUGCCAUUCUUCCUCUUGGUCAUAGUGAAACAUACGAGAACUUUUUCAGUGUUUUUUAACUUGUUUUCUUAUUCGCGCUAUCAACCUCUGUCUCCCUGUCCUAAAGGAAGUGGAGCAGCUGCGCCUGGAGCGUCUCCAGAUUGACGAGCAGCUCCGUCAGAUUGGAGUCGGAUACCGCGCUCCCCCCAGCCGAACCGGGGGCCCUGGUGUUGACCGGGAGAAAGGCUACUUGACGGAUGAAAGCAGCAACUCACUGCACACCUCUCGCACCUACGGGGGCCGUGGCAGAGGCCGCAGGGCCUCCAACAGCCAGUACUCUGGAUAUGGUGAGAACAACAGAACAAAACUAUGAUUUCAUUUUGCAGAUAGUAGAGAAUAAAAUGAGGUGAAGAGCUAUUUCUGAUGUGUCUCUGUCCAAUCCAGGAACAAACUCUGAACUGUCCAAUGCCUCAGAGUCAGAGGAUGUCAUUGACAGAGACCAGCGGCCCAGAGGCAUAGGUGGAGAUGAAAGAGGCUCCAGACGGGGUGGCAGGGGCCGGGGCUCCAACUCAGGACGUGGCCGUGGAGGACCAGGAUCUAAGCCUUCCAACUCCAUCAGCUCAGGUAAACAAGAUACUGAUAGACUUGCAUUUUUUUGUGGAUCAACUCAAGAUCCAGAUUUGAAGCAUUUCCCUUGAAAAACUUUGGAAAUGUUAAUGAUCACUCAGUGAUCAACACUCACUUGCUCUUAGUGAGAAAAGUAAACACAUCCACAUGGUUAGGUGUCAGCUGGGGGCACACACUGGGUCAGAACACACAUGCUCAGAGACACUGAUGUUGCUGGUAUGCAGAGGUACUGGUGCCAGUUUUGCCAGCCUGGGAAAUCUUUCUGCAUUGACUCUCUACCAGUCUGUUGGCUUUGUAUCAAAAAGUGGAGUGAUGUCCCGUUAACAGUUCUCAAACUCUGUGCCCAUGUCCAUGCUGUUAUGGUGGCGGGAGCUGUUUUGCAUUGCAUGGAGCAGCCUAUUGGCAGGCUGUUAACAGUCUCAAAGUUACCCCUCAGUGGUCGUUUUUAAGAGGGUACUUCUCAGAGCCAAAUUAUCACCAGAGGGCUCAGUGAUUAAAAACAGUUAAAAUCACUAACUAAAGGACCUUCAGAUUUAAAUUCGGUCUUCAGAAUAGUACUCUGUGCCAGCCUGUCUCAUAUUUAAGCAUACUGGCCUACUCAAAUUUAGUAUUCAGCCAAAAUAAAAAUACUGUGAUGUGACAUGAAACACUGCAUCAAAGUAUGAAUUAGUCAAAAUUAUGGCUGGCUGACAGCCGGCUUUUAUGGAAAAUUAGAGAACUCACACAUUUUCACACUGACUAUAAUUUAAUUCCAACCUGUAUUUCAAGCAUGUGAAAAAGGGGAACAUUACUGGAAUGAAUUGCUGCUAAAUAUGGGCACAAUUAUAGAUUUUGUCAAAUGGUUUUCUGUUUUUUUUUCCAGUGCUGAGAGACCCAGACAGUAACCCGUACUCUCUCCUGGAGGGCGAGGGAGAGCUGGCUGACGCAGAUAUAAGCGACGGCAUGGGAGGAGACCGCCGCAGACGCUCCAGGCGCCGCCGCAAUGACCAGGAGCCCAGCGUGAUGGAUGCUGCUGCAGAGUCUGACAGCCAGGCUGGACCCAGUGAGAAUGGACUGGGUGAGAACUUUGGUAUGGUGGUCUUGUGAUUGUCUGUGAAGCCUCGAACAGGAACUCUAAACUGCUCGCUGACAGGAGUGUAAAUUCUGAUUGUUGCACAUUUUCUCAUUCAACCUUUUAGAUGAAGAGGCACGACCUCAGCGUCGCAACAGAAGUCGGCGCCGCCGUAACCGUGGCAACCGUCCUGAGGGAGGUUCCACCAGCCGUGACAGACAGACAGCUGAUAGUGGUGAGUCAGCCUGUUGAACUAUUUCAAAUAAGUCACAGGUUUGGUUAUUUUCUUUCAAACAGAUGUGUCUGCUCAUUUCCAUCAGCACACAGCACAUCAGUUUAUUAUUGCAACAGGGAUGUGGAUAGCUCAUAAAGACAAACAGUGGGACAUUUUGAGUCUGCAUGUUCACUGUUUGGACAAAUAAGCCUCCAGCUAUUUUUUUCUGGCUGACAGAUUUCAAUGUUUUGCAGUGACUGUUGCUGACUACAUUUCUCGUGCUGAGUCCCAGAGCAGACAGAAUCUGCCUCAGAAGGAAAACCAUGCCGGCCCCGAACCCAAGGUACAGACAGAAACACACACAGAGCUGCCAGCCCAGAGCUUUAUUUGUACAGGACUAGCAUUACUAAGAAACCCUAUAGCAGUUUGGAAGAUAAGGGGAGGUCAUCUGUGAUUUCACUGACAGACUGCAGACAGAUUGCCUCGUGGUUACAUUUGUGGUUGGCUGUUGGCACCCAUGCUAGUUACCAUCAUAGGUUCGCUCUUGUUUCAUUACCUGCUGUCAUUAUGUUCCUUACAGCCUUUAAACGUUGGGUAUGGGCAUGUUGAAACAUUAUAUAUAUUUAUGUUAGUGUUGGGCAGUAUGAACAAAAUCUUAUAUCACAGUGUGAGUAAUUUCAUAUCAUGGUAACGGUAUAUAUCACGGUAUGUUUUUUACCCCUGUAAAUUCUAUUAAUGGCUUACAUAUAACUAUACUGUCACAUUUGUUCAUUUUCCUUUUAUUUUUUAAUACUUGGAUUUGUAUACAAAUGCAAACAAAAUGUCAGACCAGUCUGGCGAUUUUAUAUCAUACGGCGUACCUUUGGUGAAAGACUCUGCCAAGCUCUUUUGUAUGAGAGGAGCUGCUGCAGCUUUAGUUUUAGGUGCAGCGGGUACGCCACACAUCUUCUGGCUCUCAUAAUAGAGCUUGGCGUGUUUCAUCUUUAGGUGGUCGAAGAGGUUGCUGGUGUUUCCUCCUCCAGCAACAACAGCCACACGACACUCUUUGCAUAGUAUUGUUUCUGAUCAUUGUCAGAUUUUCUAACUCUGAAGAAUCUCCAGACAACCAAUGUUGCGACUCGCGCCCCUUUUUGGAAGGAGUUCCUCCUCUUCCAUGUGUUGGGUGGGUCGGGCUGCCUCCGUUUGCUCAGUACUGCCUCUAAUCUCCGCGGCCGCCUUGACCACCAGUGAAGCUGUUUCUUCUUCGUCAAAGCUAUGCCAAGCAGUCUGCUGGACACCCAAACCUGACCAAUCAAACGGAGCGAACAAACUCCUUACGACAUGCUGGUGAAUAUAUGGAAACGCACCCAAACGGAUGCACUCCGGCUUUCCUGUUAGCGAGCGCAGACAACUACACACUGACUCAAAGAGAUGUAGCAGACGUCUGCUCUGUCUCUGGUAUAAACACUAUAGCAAAAUUUCUAGACACUUUUAUCCCGUCACAUGGUAUAUACCGUCAUACUGCCCAACACUAAUUUAUAUAUACAGUAUAUUUAUAUAGGUAUUACAGUACAGAUCAGCAUCAUUAGUUUCUAUUAGAAAGGUCUUACCAAAGAGCACAUUUGCUGCACAAAAACUCAGUUGUAGGGUUUGUCAGUUAUUAUUCAUCCUGUGCAAACUGGGUUUUUGUUUCAUUCAGAUUCGUUAAGAUUUUUGGACCAUUCUCUCAUUUUCCUGUCUUCUGUCCCCACAGGAGAACGGGACCAGCGCCCCAAAGCCGGAGCGAACGCCCUCCAAGCGUUCCCCCAGCAAAGGCAUGACCUCGCCCAGCGAGACCCUGACUCUGGUCAACGGGGUCUCGUAAAGAACCGGCCGUGCCCCUCGCAAACCCAAGUCUAGAGCAAGACUCCAUGGCAAACUUUGUCCCUGCUUGCAUUAACGUAAACCUUAAACAGAUGAGUGAAAAGUACCUGACAAAAUACCUGAAUUCAUACUAUGAGAGUGAAAAAGUACAAAAAAACGACAAACGCAUCUACUUAAAAACACACGUUAACGGUGUAUGCUAUCCUAUCUAUCAGUACUUAGUGCUUAUUUAAAAAAACACUUAGCUUGCCAAAAAAGAGCUGGUGGAUAUGACUUGAUUUUUAAAAAUACUGAAAUAUGAGAAACAGGACAAGACUAUUUUUGUUUUUCAAAAGGUUGUCUUUAUUUGUGUCUUUUUUUUUUUUCUUUCUUUUUUUUGUUAUGUUCAUUUUGUUCAUUGUUUAUCACUGGUUUGGACUUGGCGGUCGCUCUCCCAACCAAAACAGACUCGUCUCUUAACAGUGUUACAUUACAGACAAGAGAGAUGUAAGCUGUCAGGGAGUGGCAUACGAGCAGACAGUCCAAUAGUUUAUGACGUGAUGUUCGCACACUGUACCGGGGAACGGAAGACAGACAGACAGACAGAUUGGAAUAUCGAUAGACAUUGUGCCUUGAAUUUGAAAAAAAAUAAUAAUAAACUUGAGUUUUUCCAUUAAGUUUGUUUUUGUUUCCUGAGAGGAAGAAACGAGGGAGAGUUGUUCUUCUGGGUUUUCCUUAUUUUGGUUCCAAGGAGAGAACAGACCUGUUGAGGGAGUGAUGAGGAAAAAGAGAGAAAAGGAUAGAGAAAAGGAAGAGGUGGCUGGCCAACAAAGUGAGGAAAACAAAGCAGUGCCAAACACAAAAAUUCAAGGCGCUUGUCCUCAUUCCAAGUAGAAUAGACGGCGUCAGGGUCAGUGCGUGCGUGAUGGCGUACGUGUGUUUGUGUGCACAGUUGCGAGAUUUGGCAACCACAAAACUAAACAAGGUGGGGUGAGGUAACAAAACGCAACACAGCCCUAUUAUGCGGGGCACUCUGUCAGGCAUCUCUACCACCACGUCUCUUAUCACCAGGCCUGAAAAACACGGUUCUUUGAGGGUCCAGGGCAGCAUCUGUGCAGCCUCGUUAACCAGGACAGGCUGAGACCAGACGACGGCAGACUUGAACUCUAGACUUAGACUUAAAGGAGAACUAAACCGUGCCUCUUUCUCUGUCAGAGGGGGCAGCGGUGCUAGCUUCCAGCCACACUAGUGUCUUGACAAACCACUGCAGCGCACAGCUCCGGAUGCACACGAGGGCGACCACCUUUCUGGGCAGGGGGGUGCUGCUAGUGGGGGAGAGGGGCCUGGAGACUGCGGGACUGUGGGAAUGGGACAGCUUCAAAUGACAUGAGAGCCACAUGACACACAGGCCCACACUUACAGGUACACUCAAACACACCAGGGUGCGUGUAAGUCGGCGUGGUCGCCCGCGUGGCGCACAGUGAAGGACCGCAGCAGGAAACUGUACUCAAGCCAAGCGUCCGUCUUGUACCUGGCAGUUUGGGCUUGAAAGAUUGAGUAAGAGAGGGACUUGAAAAAAACUUCAGUGGCUCUCUGCUCAUGUUGUUACUGUUGUCUUGGUUACCGCUCUCAAGUUCUUUUUGUUGCUAUUUCCACAUCUUAGAAAAUAUGAAAUAAAAAAUUGAAGUGAAAUCUUCUCUGGAGACGAACUUUGAUUUCUCUGUCUUGUGAGUUUGCAGUCUAUUUUUCUAACUCUGCAUGGCAUUUAGUUAACGAGUAGUCGUUGGUGCCUGUCCUGUGCAUGAGGAAAAAGGGUGUUAUUAAUCUGACUUACAAAGCCAUUGUUUCAUUCACUAGAAUUGCUGCUAAUGUACACAUUGAAUGUCCAACUAAUGUAGGAACUCUACUUUGAAGAGAGAAGAAACUAUUUGUGACUUCAAAAGAAAUCAUUUCUCCUCCUUCUUGCUCAUCUGCCCUGAAAGUUUCUAGAGUUGGAUUCGAGUCAGGAAGGGAUUCCUUUGCUCACAAGUUUUUUUCAGUCUCGCAGAGUAUUAAAAUACAAGCGCAAAAUUGUGCAUGACAAGCAAGUGUCCACAUGACCAAAGGUUUUGACAGACACAUGAACGGGAAUGUGGUUAAAUGGAGAUGACCCAGAUGCUGCUCUUAUACAGUUCUGCUCACCUGUAUGUUGUGUUUUUAAAGGAUGAACGUGCACUUGAGUAUUUGUACCUCGGUUAAGCUGCAUGUGUGCGAGUGGAGUAUGAAGCCCUAUCUGGUAUGUUUGUGUUUACCUUUAUACCUCAUUGUGUGAGUACUGUAUUUUCCUUAUGUAUCUGUACCCCUCCCGUCCUGUUGAAAGACUGCUGGCUGCUUUGUGAGUGUGAGUGUGUGUGUGUGUGCGCGUGUGUGUGUGUGUGUCUGUGUGGAUGCUGAUUGUACAGUCGACUCCUCACUCUGUCAGAUUUUUGUCUCUGGUUUUCUCACUCAUGUUCUGAUGGCAAUAAAGGACUUUUCAUUGUUUGGUAUA